AAAAAGGUUACAAAAUGUCAAUAAUCGCCAUCACUGUCUUAAAAAGAAAGGAAGGUUAAUUUUCAAUCAUGGCGGAUCACGUCAUGGAGUCAGACGACAAUAAACAAACUGUUUCAAAAAGUAAUAACAAACAGUGGGUAAAGUUAAAUGUAGGUGGUACAUAUUUUUUAACAACCAAAACAACAUUGGCAAGAGACCCUAACUCUUUUUUGUACAGACUGAUACAGGAAGAUAGUGAUCUAAUUUCAGAUAAAGAUGAGACAGGAGCUUAUUUAAUAGACAGGGACCCCAAUUACUUUUCCCCUGUGUUAAAUUACCUUAGGCAUGGAAAACUGGUAAUUAACAAAGGUCUAGCAGAAGAAGGUGUGCUAGAAGAAGCAGAAUUUUACAAUAUUGCUGAAUUAAUCACUUUAGUUAAGAGGAGAAUUCUGCAUAGAGAAAGCAAACCUAGUAAAGAUGGUAAAAAACAUGUUUAUAGGGUUUUACAAUGCCAUGAAGAUGAAUUAACGCAGAUGGUAUCAACAAUGUCUGAUGGCUGGAAGUUUGAACAACUAAUAAAUAUUGGUUCCCAAUACAACUACAAUGCAGAUGAACACGCAGAGUUCUUAUGUGUAGUAAGCAGAGAAUGUGGUAUACCAGAUUGUCCAGAAAUCAAGAGCGAUCGGGAAGACAGAGCGAAGGUCUUGCAGCAGAAAGGUUCUAGAAUGUAGAGUGUAAAAUGUGCUAGAGGUCAGGGAGAUUAUUUAAUGUAAGAACCUAUACAGAUCAUAUCGUAAUAACUUUUCAGUAAAGUUUUAUAUUUUGUUGGUGAAAUUAAUAGUUUCUCGAGUUGAUUUUAUUGUGAAAAUCUGUUAGUUGUUCCAAAUAAUGUAACUACUAAUUCUUUUCUUAGUAACGUCUAUUUGGCGAAUAAAUCAAUUUCAUAUUAAAUAUAUAGAAUAUAAUAUAUACUUUCUGCAAUAUAUUUGAUCUCAGUUUUAUAAUUGAUUUAUUCCCUAAUGACAAAAAUUAACAGACACAGAAAUAACGAAAUUUUGGUAUUUCUAUUCUCCAUCAUUUUGUAUCUCAGUUAAGCACAUUAUAUUACUGUUUCUGCCAUCCAUAGUUUCUAUUCAUAGGUUAUCAAUUCACUGUGGUGAUGCAAUAGUCUCAUAAGGGUAAAUAUUUCAGAAUAAAUUUUUCUUUAAAUAUAUGCCCCAUAUCAUUGUUUUUAAUUCCUCUUUUAACCACUUGAAUGCUGAUGACGCCUAAAAAUGUCAUACCGUUACUACUGUCAGGUGUGCCUGAUGGCUUCGGGCAUCAUAUGAGGAGAUGCACAACAUUAAUUUAGAUGAAAUGAGUGAAAAAUUAUUUCGACCACGAAUCAAGUAAUCUGUUAACCGAGGUACACAGUACCAAGCGGCGCCGCUAGGAGAACACUUCAAUAAUGCGUCGCAGAUUACUUAUAUGAAACGUGGUCAUUUUGUACUCUAAAACCGAGUAAGGCAUGACAAAAAAGAAAAUAAAAUAAUCGUUUCGUUUUGAGUCAAUUCGAGUCUCUUGCCGUCCUCUGACACCUGAUGUUUUGGAAUCUAUUCCUUGUCAAAGAGGCUUUGCAAGUAGACUGAAUUGGACCAUAACGACACGAGGAAGUGCAAAUAUUAAAAUAUUUGCACCGGAGUAUGAAAAAUAAUUUCGACCACGAAUCAAGUAAUCUGUUAACCGAGGUAUACAGUACCAAGCGGCGCCGCUAGGAGAACACUCCAAUAAUGCGUCGCAGAUUACUUAUAUGAAACGUGGUCAUUUUGUAUUCUAAAACCGAGUAAGGUAUGACAAAAAAGAAAAUAAUCGUUUCGUUUUGAUUCAAUUCGAGUCUCUUGCCAUCCUCUGACACCUGAUGUUUCGGAAUCUAUUACUUGUCAAAGAGGCUUUGCAAGUAGACUGAAUUGGGCCAUAACGAAACGAAGAAGAAGAAGGCGUCGCUUGGUACUGUAUACCUCGGUUAACAGAUUACUUGAUUCGUGGUUGAAAUUAUUUUUCACUCAUUUCAUCAUUUCCCGUUAGAGGACAGUCUAACCAUACUCCGAUGCAAAUAUUUUAAUAUUUGCACUUCUUCGUUUCGUUAUGGUCCAAUUCAGUCUACUUGCAAAGCCUCUUUGACAAGGAAUAGAUUCCGAAACAUCAGGUGUCAGAUGAUGGCAAGAGACUCGAAUUGAAUAAAAACGAAACGAUUAUUUUCUUUUUUAUUCAUUUAGAUGUUAGCAUUUGUUUGAUUUUGACUGAAAUAAGUUGUCUUUCUAUUGAAAGUGUAGAUAGAACUGUGUUUAUAACGUCAGUUUAGAUUCAUAUUAUGAAUUAAGCAAUUCCAGGGCUAUCUUGACCAAAACACUACAAUGUAAAUGUAGCGAAGAAUCAAGUCAGCACCCAGGUCGCGUUAUGCAUAUUUCGUUAGCAAUGAAAGAGUUAACGUUGUGAAUGACCUUAUGAAUAUGUAACCUUAUGAAUUACCAAUUUUUGUUAGUAUUUUGUUACAUUUUAAACUGAAUUUAUGACGUUAGCAUGAUAUGGUCUGAAUAGGUGUAAAACAUUGAAAUUGGAACAAGAAAUUAUUAAAGAAGAUUGUGUCUAGAUGGGUUUUCUACAGUUGCAUUUAUAUAAUCUUAAUUUGUACAAAAUAUGUGAGAAUGUCCUAGAUAUUGGCCUUUAUGGUUGAUUUUAUUUGGAUGUUCCUUCUCUGUUAAGUGCUUUAUUUAACCUCUUAGUAUAGUUGGGUUAAUAUUUAAAAGUGUUGUUGCAGUUCUAUUGUGACACCAGUUAUUUAAUAUUAGCCCAGAUACAUGUCUUCUUUGAUUGGAUGCUGCGAGAGGAUUGAAAGUGUAAUACAAAACAAAUAAAUAAAAAAAAAUUAAUAUGUAAUGCAAAAAACAUUCAGGUAUUUUUUUAUUUAAUGCUAUGCUUCAACAAAGUAUCAUUUAUACGAAAUAAUUAAAAAUUAUGAUAUAACGAUUAAAAGAAGCAUUUGCCAAAAUCACUUUAGUUUGAUUGAAAUAGCUUCUAAUUUAUUAAAACAAUAUUUUUAUAUUUAUUUUUGGAAAUGUUAUUAGAAAUGAGCUCAAAUUGUUGUUAUUCGGUACUUCUUCUCCUUAUACAUGAGCAAAAACUUUAAUACACAUUUUUGUAGUUUUAUCUUUGGUCAUUUGCUGGUCUUAUCUUUUUACAUUCCUACUCUACUCGGGAUAGAUAAUGGGGACAAGACUUAUUCUGUCUUUUACUUUAGUAAACCAAUUGUACUUCGGUAUUAUAGUGAUAUUUAACUGUUUUGACGCCAUGCCACCUAUAGAGCACUGUUCUUCGCUAUAUCAUUUGAACCUGCAGGGUCCUGGAGUCUGAAACUUCCAGCAGCUGAUACCAAGCUGAUGCUAGCCAUCUUAAUCCAGCAUUUUUGAUAUCAGCUACGAUAUUGGGCGAGAAAUACAAAGGUAAAACUCUACAAAACAAUAAUAUGCCCAGUCCUAACAUAUAUAGAUCAGAGACCUGGACUCUAACAAAAGUAAUGAAAAUAUGUUGGGAUGUUAUAAAAGGCGAAGGCGAAUCUUUGGAGCAAUGAAUGACACUAGUGUCGAUAAGAGGAUACAACUUCAAACUUUAUAGAGUAUAUCUGGAAUCAGAUAUGGUCAAAUACAUUAAGAUAGGACAUGUAAGAUAGGUAGGGCAUAUAAGGCAGAUGGAACAAACUGACCCAAGUAGAAGAACGCUCUUUAAUAGACCCAUUGGUCAGAGAACAGAGAAGAGGGAUACCCAAAACAACGUUCCUUGAUAAAAUCGAUGAAGACUGAAACGGUUUAAAAGAACUUAAUUUUUUGCUUCAUCCAGAAACCUAAAAUCGUAAAUGUACUGUAACAUAUUUUUGUCUCACCCUGUAGACAUAAGAAUAUCGCUUCCUAUGCCAAAUAAAUUCAAGGAAUUUAUUUCUGCCCCGAAAAAACGUGAGAAUAAUUAAAUUGUAGUUUAUCCGUCUGGUUAAAAGAGACGUUAUUAUAUUUUACAGUCAUAGGUAUCUACAUUCGAUUUCCUGUGUUUAAUUUCUCGCCCGUUCAGUUUGUAAUGUAAAAAAGAGUUACAUUGUAUUAUAAUGGUCUUAGGCACCACUAAUCUUGGAAGUUAGAUACACAUACGUGCUAAUGUCAGUAUCAGAGAGCGCAGGUGUUAAUUGUGGACUCGGCAAUAUCUUUCUUGAAAAUGUUAGAACGGAGAGAGGUUUUCUGACUUUGCGAACUGAUUUUUGAUGGUUCCCUACUAAGUAGGUUGGGCUUAGAAUAUGAUUUGUUUUUCCCUAUUGGUCGAUAAUAAGUGUAGGAAGCUUAGUUAUUUUUUUAUUAGUCAAUGAUGAAGGAAGGGAGGAAUGAACUUUUUUCUUAUUGGUUGAUUGGAUGAGUAGGGUAGAAUGAGAGAAAUGGAGUGGGUUUUUGGAAGGAAGCGUUUUGGUUUGAAGAGAUUCAUUCAUUCAAGUUGUGGAUUAAAAAUUGAAAUUUGAGCUUUCAAAGAGAGAGGUUUGUUGAAGCCUCGGCAGAAGCCGCUUUGGCGGUUUUCUGAGAAAGUUAAGUUCGAAGAUUAAGUUCUGACGUAGUUCUUAAUCAAGUUUUUUUUUUAAGUUCCUGAAAAUGUGGAGUAUUAGAAGCAGUACCUAUGUAGUGUUAGAAACUGUUCUCCUUUCGUGACUUCCUAGUCACAAGCCAAAUGCCGCUGUUAGGCAAAGAGCCAGUUUAUUUUAGUGUAGAGUAUGUACACUACCUAAGUUUCUUUUUGUAAGCAGUUAUGGAUUAAGUGCUAAAGAUAAUCCUAAAUACAUCAAAAGUUAUUUAAAAGUCAAUAUGAGCAGAAUCAUUUGGAAGUUUAUUUAGUUUUGCUGAAACUUUUCAUGGAAACAACCUUUUUUGUACUAUUUAUGUAAAUGUGUUUGUAUCUCAUAAUAACUAUAUAUUUUUAUUAACUUUUUAGUUUAGUUAUUUUUUUGAAGUUUUAAGUAUGUUCCGUCUUUCAUUUUUUAUGGCGUCCCCGAGCAAUUGAGUUUCUAUUAUAUUUAAAAUCUAUUAAGAAUCCACACCUGAAGAUUUAGAGCUACCGAGGUACUCCGUAAAGUUACGUAUCACCAAGUAUAGAUAUUUUUAUGUUUGUUUAAUUUGUCAUGUUACAUAUUAUUUUUUUUGCCUUUGUUAUCCACGCUGGUGCUACAUAAAAUGGCUUCCAUUCGUGGGGAUGUUAUAAAGACAUAUGGGAAUACAUGCUUGGCGGAGAAAGGUAAUGAAUAAAGUCGACUGGAGAGAAAUUCUUGAGGCUAGGACCCACACAGGGUUGGAAAUAAAGAAUGAUAAUGAUAUGAUAUUGAGCUCCCCCAACUUCUCACAGAGCUUUAAAAAUGCUCAUAUAAGCUAUUGCUCUUGAUUUCUUACUGUUUCAUGGAUUCUUUUUACAAAAUUUCUCUCAUAUGCCAAUAAGAUCAUGGCUCUCAUAACAAUUGUUAUAGGUAGUGGGAUAUUAUGGUCAUGACCAUGACACUUUUCCAGAAUGUUUCGAAUUCCUGAAAUAUGAUCAAUGGUUGAUCUGUCCAUUCUUGAAAGUCUCCUAAAGCUCUUUCAGCAUACCACUUCAGUCGCUGAACAGCGAGCCCAGAAAGAAUUUUUUAAGUACCAUUUAUUUAUUUGACUGUGCGCACAAGAAUCAUCUUCAACCGCAAGGAUCACAUACGUUCGAUACUAUCCAAUGUUGUGCUGGAAGUUCGACCAGAUCACGGGUCGCUAUCAGUACCUCGGGCUAGUAUAGUACCGAUCCAACAAAGAUGAGAAUUUCUAAUCUUUUUUUUUCUACUUCUGUCGGGAUUAGAACUCACGAACUAUAAGAUUUUGCCUCUCCAUUAUCGCUUGAAAAGUUAAGGAUUGUUUUUAUACAGGGUGUCCCGGAAAAUAGUGCGUUCCUUCAAGGUAUGGGCUAAGUACACCAUUUAGAGCAAAAAGUCUAAUCAAAUUCUUUUGUAAAGUCAACCGUUUUCAAAAAAAUAAUUUAUUCAUUUUAAUGCAUUUGAUUAAUGUCCACAGAAAAGCAAAUACAGCCGGCAACGCUGCGUUCCUUCUUCUGUGUUAAAAUAAUUUUACUGUAACUCAACUAACAUUAAUCAUCGACCAUUAGGCAUAAUACGUAAUACGUAUUACGUAUUUAUAAAAUACUGAUAACAGUGAUAGAAAAACAGCAUAAUAUUUGUGUUUAUUAAUAUCUAAUAAAUAAGGUUUGUAUAGUGUUUUAACUUUAAAACAUGAAAAAUUUUUAUUACAAUCAAGCUACGUCUUCAAGAAGUAUCGAUAGAACAGGUUGCAAAAACUUUGAGUACCCACACUUCUCCAUUCAAUCUUCUGGGAAGUUCGAAUGGUUCAAUCUGGAAUGGAAAUCAUUUCUGGUAAAACAAGCUUUAUCUGCACACAACACUACACAAAAAUUCGGGUUCUCUGAAGAUUUUGUUUGAAACCGUCUACAAAUCCUUAAUAUUCAAGGUAAAUCGCCUUGGUGUAAAUUUUGCACUAAUUGUACACUAUACGUAAUUAACAUGAUACUCGCGAUCGAAAUCAUGACAAUACCAAAUAAAAAAUAAAACAAUACGAUGUAUUCUUGGGUUACAGGUAAUUAUGAUAUGACUGUUUGUGUUUACAAUUUUAAAUAUCUUAGCUAUGUCAAAAUAAAUAAAACUGCUGGGUUGUCAAAUGUAAAUUUUAGUAAAAUACAUUAUUUUAUUUUUUUAAGGCAACAGAUGACUUUAGAAAAAAAAUUAUAAUAAAGUUGUCUUUUAAAUGGUGCAUUCUACCCACACUUUUAAGGAACGCACUAUUUUCCGGGACACCCUGUAUAAUACCUUUUUUAAUAUUGUUCUGAAGCUAUUUCCUUGUGGCAUCUUAUGCAAUUUACUAUUUUAUUUGGGAAUAAGCCACAAUUUAAGUUUGAUAUAAAACAUUAAUAAAUUAAGCAAAUUUUGUUUUUGUUGCUUGGUAAAAAAAAUUCUAGUACCUAAUUUACUUUUAUCUGACUCAUUCAUAUUGACAAUUCAGACAUAUAAUAUUUUAAAGUAGACAACUUUAAAAUGAUAUUGCCAAUAUUUAUGAGUUGCUUCCUGGGACGACUUUAUUGGAAAAUAGUUCAUUCGAUUACAUUUUUAUAAUAUAAUUACAUUUAUUAAUACCUUUUUAAUGCUAAUUUGACUUUCCUUAGAUGAUUGCUUUUAGAUGAUACUAACUUUCAAUCCUCUAGAAUCCAAGUGAUAUUUGGUUGAGUGUUGCCAGCUACUGUUAAAUAUUUCCAAGUCAUAGAUGCUUGAUCAAAUGUUAAGCAUUGUAGCAUAUUUGACAGUUCCAUGGUUUAGUUUCUGUUUCUCGUUUGACCUAUUAAAUGUAUAGCGUUUUUUAUAAAGAUAUAUAUCAUGAUCCUCACGUAUAAAUUGAUAUUUAGAAGAUAUUUCUUUUGUAUUUUGCUUUUUUGCCUUACUUCUAAUGUAAGACUGACAGUCUACAUGGUGUCACGUUGAUAAUUGAAAACAAAACAGUUACUGUAUUUUAAGAACAAAAUAUGACAUUUUGGACGAAGAUAAACAUGAUCAAAUUCACUUGAUAUAUCAUAUCACUGUAUGGUUAUUAUUUGAGGCUAUCAGAGCAACAGUGGUCUAAGACCAAAAACGAAGUUUUCAGACAAAUGCAACCCUGGCAUUCGUAUUUCCAGUAUAUUUGUUAAGGCAACAAUAAAUUAUGUAUGCAGUGCCAUCUAGCCUGAUAUAGAGUAGAUUGUGUAGGCCCCUGUUAAACCGAAGAUCUAAUGUUGCUGCUUUUAUUGAUAUAUUAAUCUAAAAAUGCUCGAUUUGUGGCUUGGCCACUGUUGCUCUGAGGGCCUCAUUUCUGGUUUGGUCUUCCUCAAUAUAAGAAAUAUAACCAAUGCUUUGUACUCUCAUUUCAGUUUAAAAAUUGAUUAAGUGGCGCUAAACUUGUAGGUGGUUGUUUAGAAUAAAAGCGAGAUAGAAAGAUAGAUUUUGAAAAAAAAAUUAUAGAGUAUGUAUAUAGCAAAGUUGAGUGCACACUUAAUACCAUAUAGAUAUGUAACAACGAAUCAAAAGCUCGCAUGAAACAUAGUGCAUAAUUUUUUCGAUAUGAAGAAACAUGCAUCACAUUACAUGAUUUUACGACGUGGAGAUCUAUUAAAUACCGAGACUAUUAUUUAAUGUAAUAACACUUUAUUUUGCUUAUACAAUAAAAAUGCACUAUAUAGAAAUAAACAAACCAAGACACGUUGAAUGUUCGAGGAGCACUCCCAAAUCAUGAUUUGGGAGUGCUCCUCGUGCUUGUUUAUUUCUAUUGCAUCUUUAUUGUGAGUGUAGUGUAGACAAUUGUGUCUCAGAUUAGCGAAUAGACAUAUAUAUUUUUUCUAAAUUUAAGCAAUUACAUAUAUACGUAACCGAUGGUCAGAUUGAACCAUGUUACUGAUCUUUUAGAUGUUGUCAUCCAUUUUUGACGUGUUGAUGACCAUCUUGAAAUCACUUAAAACUUAAAUAGAAAAAACACGUUCACGCUACAGUUACAAUAGUCUUUAUUUCAAGUUCAUUUCAAUCUUCCAGUUUCAGUACCUUUAAGAUUUAUAUAACAAGUCGUUGUUUUACUGUCAGACUUACCAUUUUUUCCUUCGAAACAGAGUAAAGCAACUCGAAAGGUGCUUCUAAAUGAGCCACAUUGUUACUGCAAUAUGUGCCUCCAACACUGACAACAAUGGCCCAGCCAUUUAUGACAGUAUUGAAUGCGGCAGAUGGCUCGGCAAUAUAUAUAUAUAUAUCUCGGCAGCAGUAUGGCCCGUAAAUUUGUUCGUAAACGAAUAAUAUUAUCGGAUAACAUCCAUCAAAAACAUUGAAUGACAAAAUCAUAUUCGUCGUAGCGGCUUAUGUUGUGUUAACCUUCCGAUGACCAACCUUUUUUCGUUACACGGAUGACCAACGGGGGUAAAAAAUGACCCCAGGUCAAAAAUGACCUGGAAUGAAUGUUUUCAGCUUUUAAAUCUUCAUCUAACAAUACAUCCUCGUUUUCUGAUACUAUUUCAUCUUUAUGUUGUUCUGAAGCUAUUUUCUUGUGCAAUGCUUGAAGCAUUUUUACAAUUUUAACUAUUUAUAAUGGGAAAUAAGCCACAAUAUUAUUAAAAAAUGAUUUUUAUGAUGAAUAGUAUUUUGUAUUUUGACAACGGCACCCGAUUUGGGCGUCGAAACGUUAAAUAAAAAUCAUUUUUUAAUAAUAUUGUGGCUUAUUUCCCAUUAUAAAUAGUUAAAAAAUAUUUCAUCUUUAUAUCAUCAUAAAAAUCGCUAGCAGUAACAAUUUCCUGUAACUCAGCCUCAGUAAGAUAUUUGCGGGCCAUAUCUUAUAUGUACACAAAAUACUAAGAUACUAUAAUAAUAUACGCCAGGAAAUAAUAAUAAUGACUAACUGUAGCAGACAGGAAUGUCAUGAUUCGUGCAUAACAGGCACCACAGUCUAAAAAUAGAUGUUGAUAACGCGCAGUGUAAAACUACUUGGAAUUCCACAUAAUAGACGGUAUUUUACUAAACAUCAACUUCAGAAUAUAUUUUUUAUUCGUAAAAUAUAGGGAUUUUUUUUUAUUUCAAAAUAUGAGGAUAUUUAGAAUGAUAUUAAAGUCAAAUAAAAAAAUAAUGAGUUAAAAAUUGAAAAUACUUUUGAAUUUAUUAAAGAAAAACAUACGCUGGUGUCCAAAUUUACCCCCUUGGUCAUCCGAAGGUUAAAAGAAAAUUCAAAGAAGAUAAAUAUUACUCAACCUUACACCCUCCGUUACUCGCACACGGUGUAUGAGACCGGGUCUCUAAAUAACUUCCUAUAACUGAUUGUAGUGGAUAUUUUGAAUUGAUACUGCAUAUACCUCUUCAGUCAUUAGUCAACUCUGUGUGAAGUCCACGUGCAGUGUAAAAAAGAGUGUUGUACUUUUAUUAUUGGGCAACACCUAUUAAUUAGUAAGGUAAUUAAAAGUAAUAAUUUUUAAUUAGUUAGGUAAUUUAAGACCUUUUUCUUAUUUUUAAUGCUUAUAUAUUUGUUUAUUUAUAUUUAGAUAUGGAUUUCGAUAAGGAGAAACAAAGAUUAUUAAAAUUAUUUGAGGAAGUAUCGACUGACGAAGAAACGUAUGAAGAUGGUAAUUAACAAAUUUACUUUCUGUUAAAGUAAUAUAAUGUUGACACAAGCGCAUAUCUUCAAAAUUAUAUGAUCAUAUAUUCAUUAAAUAAUAUAAUUGUACACAAUUUUGCUAAAAAUUUUUUUUUCUAAUAUUGCUGACCCAUAUUUUUGGACCCGGUCCUCUGCACCGUGCGCGAGUAUUCGAUCACAAAAAAUUGGCGCGAGUAACGGAAGACAGGCAUGAAAAAUUUAGAUAACAUAAGCCUAGAGGUAAAGUCUUGAUAAUAACUUAUUUAAAGACUGUACAAGAAUGUCAAAUAAAAAAUAUACGAUAUUGCGUAAAAAACAAACUAUUUCACCAGUUUAACAUCGACAGUAUCACUUUUAAUUUUUUUUGUGUCAUUUUUUGCGUGCGUUCUUAAACUUCUGAAUUUUUGUACGCUUCAUUACUCGAAAUAUCAAAGUUUUCACCGACAGUUAGUUUUUUUUUCAUUUGGAUCUUUAUAUAUUCCAUUUUCUACAUUCCACAACUCAAGGCGUAAUUGCAUUUAGUUAAUAAAUAAUAUAUAAUCCUCUCAUUGGACCAAUUGUUAGUCAUUUUAUUCCUUCAAAGUUUUCCAAAACAACAAAUCACCAAAACAAGGUAAAUAUUGCCUGUAAGUAUUUUUCCUUGCCAAGCCAGGUUCUUGCAACUAUUGUAAAGCAAUACGGCGAUACCAAAACUGUGUGAUGCAUUUCUCUAGAUUGCAUUUAUUUACAGAAAUACGAGACUCUCCUUGAAAGAGAAGGAUUCUCGGCCAAUAGUUGUCGAUCGCUGACGUUUGGUGCAUGCGUACUUCUUUGCGACAGUGUUAGAACAAUAAAAAGCGUACGUCCCCGGCACUCCCCGGUGUCGCUUCGUUCCGUUCUAUGAUAAACUAGCCAAUGCUUUCCAUAUCAGACGAUUCUUAACGUGCCCCGUAAGGCAGUCGUGUCCCCCACGUCCCCGUUCUAACAUAAAUCAGCCUUUAGUCUUGUUUAACUCAUGUUCAAGAGACUUGACCGUGUUUGAUUCGUUGUAAUAACAUAUGCCAUCCAAAAUGCACGUUUAAUUAUAUAGAAAACCAAUUACGACAAAAUAUCACUAAUAAACAAAUAGAGGAAGAUAUAAGAAAGAAAAGUAGUAGCACUUAAUGUGACUAGAGAUAUACAAUACAUAUUUGUAGAUAAUUUUGAGACAUCGGGGAAGAGUUAACCAGAACAGUGACUUGGAUUUUUAUUGAUAUUUUUAGGUUUAGCUUUAAUAUUAUCUGUUGUAGUUUCAAUUAUUAACGGAAAAUCCUAAAUAAGAUAUUUGAGUUUUUAGUAAGUUUGGCUCAAAGAUCAAAAAUGAGCAAAAACGACCAUAAGGCGUUUGAAUUUCUAUUUGUAAGAAAAAACGCAGAAUUAUCAAAAUGGUAUGAAUAAAACGCACAUGACAGUUUAUUCUUCCAGUAGAAACAGUGUUUUAAAGAAAAAUUAAACAAUACUGUGAAAAUCUUGAAAAUUAAAGGCAGUUUUAUUGUUUGCUAAAGACAGAGUUUUUUAGUUUUAAGCACGUCCAGUUUUGCUAUUAUGGUAUAUUUACCAUUUAAUAAUUAGUUUCGCCAUCAAUUAUUAUUUCCCAAAGGUUUACAUACAUAUAUAAGAAACUUGUCUCUGCUGGGAGCUUAACAUAGUGCCAUUUUGUAUUACGGUUCUGUAUUAUUGUUUUUUUUAUUAGAACGCUUUUUGGACGUUUUUUAUACUGGCAUUAUGCAGUUUAAUAAAAUUAUCCUAAUAAAAAUACCCUUAUUA
Messenger RNA from Diabrotica virgifera virgifera (western corn rootworm), 11981 nucleotides. It is a transcript of the gene inc, whose product is annotated as BTB/POZ domain-containing protein KCTD5. Gene Ontology annotation, molecular function: cullin family protein binding. Gene Ontology annotation, cellular component: cytoplasm; Cul3-RING ubiquitin ligase complex. The transcript is spliced from 3 exons. Gene Ontology annotation, biological process: protein homooligomerization; proteasome-mediated ubiquitin-dependent protein catabolic process. Lineage: Eukaryota; Metazoa; Arthropoda; Insecta; Coleoptera; Chrysomelidae. The record is from RefSeq and is a predicted model, not a curated record. The coding region runs from base 69 to 710 and encodes 213 amino acids.